Messenger RNA from Gossypium raimondii (Peruvian cotton), 565 nucleotides. RefSeq names its product arabinogalactan protein 41. The transcript is spliced from 2 exons. The record is from RefSeq and is a predicted model, not a curated record. The coding region runs from base 137 to 355 and encodes 72 amino acids. Lineage: Eukaryota; Viridiplantae; Streptophyta; Magnoliopsida; Malvales; Malvaceae.
UUCGACCCUUUCUCGCCUUUCGUCCUCACAUCAUCACGCGAGGCUCUCCUAAGCCAUUGCAGGGGUGUUUUCUAAAAGAGCCAUCGCAGACUGAGAUAGAGCAUUUUCUUUUUUGGCAAAAUUAAAAAAGAAAAAAAUGGCAGUUUCCAAGGUUUCUUUCGUGGCUGUAUUUGCGGGCCUUGUUUUUACUUUGGUUGCCUUGCCGGCUGCUGUUCAGGCACAGUCCUCUGCUCCCGCCCCUGCCCCAACGAGCGACGGGACGUCUAUUGACCAAGGGAUUGCAUACGUGCUGAUGCUGGUGGCAUUGGUGCUCACAUACCUCAUUCACGCCGCUGAUCUCUGCUUCACUUUUUGAGCCUGCAAAUUUCAAAGACUGAAAUGGGGUUGUGACAUUUUAUUUGUUAUUUAUAGGGAGAGAAGGAUGGAUGAUGUGUAACCAAUUCAUGGCUCGUCGUCUGAUACAUACAUGCGAGAGUACUAAAGGGUUAUAGUUAGAGAAUGAGUUUGACUUCAGACGAAUCAUUGCUGUGGAUUUUGAGAAUGAAAAUGUUUAUGUUUUGUGGUC